This is a messenger RNA of Papilio machaon (common yellow swallowtail), 1107 nucleotides long. RefSeq lists its product as uncharacterized. The record is from RefSeq and is a predicted model, not a curated record. The coding region runs from base 47 to 904 and encodes 285 amino acids. The transcript has 6 exons. NCBI's taxonomy places the organism in Eukaryota, Metazoa, Arthropoda, Insecta, Lepidoptera, Papilionidae.
UCAUUCGCUCGUCUGAUCCGGUCCUGUGUGGUACGUUUAAUCUAUAAUGGCUGUAACCAGUAACUUGCACGUCGAGUUGACAGUUGAUCCACCAGUAGUCAUUAAGGAUAUACCAGUCACGCUUAUCUGUUCAAGAAAUAUAGAAGACGAAGAGGUGUACACAGUGAAAUGGAUUCGAGGAACCCACGAGUUCUUUCGAUACACACCAGGAGAUAAGCACCCUUUUAAACAAUUCGGUAUACGAGGAUUGUCAGUCAAUACAAACGGCUCAAAUGGAACUCAUGUCAUGGUGAAGUUUUUCGAACACGAACUAUCAGGUGACUUUAGUUGCGAAGUCACUUCGGAGUCGAGUUUUAUCACAAAAAAUGACACCAAGUUCAUUGAGGUUAUCUCUUUACCUCCCUACGAUCCAAUACUGAAGACUAACGAGGACCGAUACAAGCCCGGAGAUGAACUGAUAGCGAAUUGCACCUCAGGCCCCGCGAAACCUAUACCAAAUCUUACAAUAUCUGUCAACGAUGAACCGCUUCGCCCUUUAAGCACCACGUGGCUUUCUUCAUACGACAGAGCGCGAGCUGUUGUCAAGGUCAAGCUGACUCCGGCGCACUUCUCCGCCGGUUUACUGAGGCUGUCAUGUCGCGCCUCCAUCUAUGACGUCUACGCGAGAAAGCGAAACGUGGACUUCUUUGCGCCUAAUAACGGCCCUAGGCCGGAGAGAAUAACACAUAACAGCGGCGCAUCUUCCUGCUUUCUAAAUUGGUUCCUGAUGUUGUUUUUAUUAUUUUUACCUAUGGUUCUUUGUCAAGAUUAUGAAGAAUUGUUAGAAACUGCGCCGAGUGAUGCGUUCCAAUACUAUGAUGAAGAAAGUGAAAUGAACGCAAUGAUAUCUGCUAUUGGAGGUUAGAAUAUCGGUUAAUAUAUUAUAACGAAUUUAGUAUAUAAAAAUGAAUUUAGCAAAUUAAAUUUUAUUAUCUAAUAAGAUACUUGUAUUGAAAGACAUUGUUGUCUCUGGUUACACCUCUGAUACCAUUGAUUCUAUAUUCUACCGGACAGGCUAUAAGCCGUGAUAUUCUGUGCCUAUUUGAUUUUCGUCAUGUUGACGGUAAC